AGGGUGAGCGAGAGAGAGACGACAGUCAAUUCACUCGCAUUUUGGAUCUCGUCGACCUCAAACCAAGAGUAGGAUAAACACCGGAGGAGCGCAAGAUAGUCAACAUAGGGGUUCUACUGAAAACGAUGGGAGUCCCUCAGCUUAUGUGCACCGUAUGAACGUUUAUGGGUGAGAAAAUAGAGGAAAUCCAAAGAAGGGAGGUGAGGUACCAUCAAACCUUAAUGAUCCAUGGGCUGUGUGAGGGAAUUAGGAUGAGAUCCCAGGAAGAGAGCAACAGCGGCAGGAAAGAGACGCGGGAGCGAGGAUGAAAGAGGGAGUCAGCCAGUCAUCACCCGGCGCCGCCUGAUUGCAUCACCUGUAGCCAUCCUGCUGGAUAAGUGAGACAGCCUUGUACUAUGACCUCCCCAGCGGCGCUGCUGCUGUUUCGGCUGCUUCUUGUUGGCCUGUUUAUGUGUUCGGAGGUCGGGGGCGCCGGCUCAGUGCUCCCAGCCGCGAGCAAGCGCUCCCUCUCUCGCGUGCCGCAGCAGCCGCCAUUGACUGAGGCUGAGCGACUGGAAACUCGGGCCGAACUAAGAGGUUUAGGCGCCGCACAAAAUGAAAACUUCUCGGCACAUCUGAAAGACUCGACCAGUCGCGGCCCCGGGGUGGAAGUGGAGUCAAGGGCCUGUGAAAUUGAGGCGCGAGCUAAGCUUUUGUCAGGCAGCGCGGACAGCUCUCUGGGAUCCCCUGCCCGUGCACACUCCGCACCUCACAAUGAAACAUCAAACGAGAGCCCGCGUCCGACCCAAUCAGAGAGACCUCCAGGCGCCGUCCUUCAAAUCAGAGACACCCCAGCGUCCCCCGCCACGGUGGAAGGGGCCUCGGGAGGCACGCUGGGUUAUAAUACAUCAGCAAGUCAAAGUGGAUUAGCCGAUGAUGUCCUUGCAACACCCCAAAUCCUCUCGGAUACCGGGGCGCACGGAGAUGCCACGGCAACAGGCAGCCAUGUUCUCCGGCUGCGGCCCGAGGUGGGUGGGAAUGAUGGCGAGGAGACCGUCGGCCCUUGGGUGGGCCCCUCGCCCACAGACAGCGGCCACAGUGGAUGGGGCAUGGUCUUUGAGGGGACGGGCGAAGGAAGUGGCCAGGGGCAACCCCGGUCGCGAGGCCGAAGGAGCUGGAUCUGGAACCAGUUCUUCGUGAUUGAGGAGUACAGCGGGCCGGAGCCAGUGCUGAUUGGGCGGCUUCACUCAAGUGUGGACAAAGGUGAUGGCAGCACAAAGUAUACUCUGAAAGGGGAAGGGGCCGGGUCUGUGUUUGUGAUUGAUGGGCGGACGGGCAACAUUCAUGUCACAAAGCCCCUGGAUCGCGAGGAGAAGGACCAGUAUCGUCUCAUCGCCACGGCGACUGACCAUCAGACUGGACGUGCCCUGGAGCCAUCCUCGCAGUUCAUCAUCCGUGUGCAGGACAUCAAUGACAACCCGCCCUUGUUUCUGGAUGGGCCAUACAGUGCUACUGUACCGGAGAUGGCCAACAUCGGCACAUCUGUAAUCCAGGUGACAGCAACAGAUGCAGAUGACCCUACGUAUGGGAACAGCGCUAAGCUGGUGUACACUCUCGUUCACGGCCAUGAGUAUUUCUCAGUGGAUCCGCAGACAGGUAUCAUCCGCACCGCUGUGCCGGAGAUGGACAGGGAGACGCAGGACCAGUAUCACGUCGUCCUCCAGGCCCGAGACAUGGGGGGCCACCAGGGGGGCUUGACGGGCACCACCACCGUUACCGUCUAUCUGAGCGAUGUCAACGACAACCCUCCGCGCUUCGCUCACAGUGUGUGGUCAUUCUCGGUGUCAGAGCUGGCCAUGCCAGGGGUGGAGGUCGGCCAUCUCUCAGCGACAGAUGCUGAUCUGGAGGAGAAUGCCAAGCUGGAAUAUUCCAUUGUGGAUGGCGAUGGAGGGGACACGUUUAACAUCAGUGGACUAAACCAAGAGGCUGUCAUCAUACUAAACAAGGCAGUGGAUUAUGAGAGGCGCAGCUCGUACUCUCUCACGGUAGAGGUCCAGAACCCCACGGUCGAUGCUCGCUUCCUGCGGAAGGGCCCCUUCAAGGACCGCGCCAUCGUCCAGGUGACCGUGCUGAAUGCAGAUGAGCCGCCACGCUUCUCGCGUUCGCGCUACCGUCUGGACGUGACGGAGAACUGCCCUCCGGCUUGCGCCGUGGGCCGCGUGGCUGCUGUGGACCCAGACACGGGCCAGAGCAGCAACAUCAGGUAUUCCAUUGACCCCGAGUCUGACCCUGAGGCCCUAUUCCGCAUCGCCCCGGACCAUGGCCUCAUCACCACGACGAUGGAGCUGGAUAGGGAGAGAGAACACUGGCACAACAUCACCGUCAUAGCAACACAGAGAGACAACCCCAGCCAGGUGACCCGAGUCGGUGUUGCCAUCGAGACACUGGACCUGAAUGACAACGCCCCCGAGUUGGACAGGCAGUACUCUGCAGCAGUGUGUGACUCCAGCAGCCCUGGACAGGUAGUGCAGGUGCUGCACGCCGUAGAUAAAGACCAAGGCGGUAGUGACUCACCAGUGCACUUCAGCAUUCCCUCUGGAUCCAGCACGGCUCUCAACUUCAGCAUCAGAGAGAGGGGAGGUCCUGUAGCCAAUCUGGUGCUCCUGACCGCCCUAAAGCCCCGCUCCAGCUCCUCCUCAUCCUCCUCCUCUUCGUCCUCCUCCUUGCACACCCUGAUGGUCCCCGUGGUCACGCAGGACGGGAUGUCCGACCUGAGCAGCACGUCCACGGUGACGGUGGUGGUGUGCCCGUGCCUGAGUGGUGGCAUGUGGGUGGAGGAGAGGAAGCGGCAUGCCAGGAGUGGCGAGAAGCCCAGGCCGCCAGUGCCGGCCGCCGCCGCCGAGUGGGAGCGACAGACCGUGUGCCUGCCCGUCCCGUCCACCUCGCCGCUGCUGGGUUUCAGCUCGGCCGCCAUGUUGGCCAUCCUGGGUUGUGCCUCCACGCUCCUUGUGGUGGCAGCUCUUGCCUUGUCCCUGCGCCGGCAGAAGAGGGACGUCCUCUCGACCACCGAGGAGGACGAGAUUCACGAGAACAUAAUCACCUACGACGACGAGGGGGGAGGGGAGGCCGACACGGCCGCCUUCGACAUCCUGGCGCUGAAGAGCGCUCCCCACAGCGUGCUCAAGGGCCACCGGCUCCUGGAUAGCAGGAACAUGUACUCCCAGCACAACCUGGACAGAACCUACAGUUGGAGCCAGAACACAGGCAUGGACCCUCGGCGUCCGGGGUCGGCCCCGAUGUACGGCCGCUUCUGCUACAGCAUCCACACCUUGCCCGUCAUGAAGAACAACAUGGGGCCGUUCAACACAGGCCUCGACUUGGCCAAGUUGCCUUACGGUCUCGCUAGCAACCGGACUGAUCAAACACUGGUCAUCCAGACCCAGGGGAACUACGGCCUGAUAGAUCCUGGUUCCAUCUGCAUCAGACCAGCGGGUCCUAGUAGUAUGGAUGGGUCAGAACACAAGGCGGCGGAGGGGUCCACCGACAGCAAUCUCAAAGAGAGUGAAGGAGGAAGUGAAGCCACCUCUGAUAGCCAGAUAAUUCACCAGGAUCAGCUCUCGGAUCAAACUCUUAUUCUUACGAGCUCCAGCCAGAACGGUUCUUGCAUAGAGAACAACAGCACUUCCUCCCUGAGCCAGCCGGAGGCCUCUCCCCAGUGCAUAGACACGACCACGUCCAGCACUCUGCUGCCACCGGUGCCGCCAACGGCCACCGACGAGUCGUCCUCAAAGGCCACGGGCUCUGACAAAUACACGGACAAUAUCAUCCACACCAACGUCACCCAGAACUCUGUCCAGCUCGAGAAGCCACAUCGAACAAUGGAGGGAACCCUGUACAGAGGGGCAGGGAUCCCCGCCACGAGCACUCCGACAUACUCCGAGAAAGUGGGCAUGCUGAGCGUGUUUGCUGUAGGGGGGAGGGAUUAUGCCCCGCAGGUAAUGGUGCCGUUCCCUGGAGGCAUGUUAGGGUACGGAGAAGGGUGGGGCUUGGGAAGGGGCAUGGCUGCCGCCAGGGGUGGCGCCAACACUAGCUCGGAUUUGACCAAUAGGAUGGGAGAUUUCCUUCAGCAUCGCUUGGCUCAGGUAACCUUUGACCCCUUACAGCCACCCUACGAUUCGGUGCAGACGUACGGCCUGGAGGGAAGCGGCUCGCAAGCAGGCUCCCUGAGCUCUUUAGAGAGCGAGGGAGACACGGAGCUGGAGUCCGCCGGCAGCAUAGAGGAGUGGGGGCCAAAGUUCGACAGGCUGGUGUCCAUUUACAAAGAGAGGGAACAAGAAAAGGAGGAGGCGAAAAAAGGGAGGGAAAACGGAGAGGUGAAAGAGGAGGCAUCUGACAAAGACGAAACGGAAGAUCCGGAGGGAAAGGGACUUAAUGACAAACCAAAGGUGGAGCAGACAGUCACAGGGGUGCAAAUGGAAGACGAUCAAGGUGAGGGGAUAGAACUUUAAAGGCAAGGAAGAAAAGCGGAUAAAAUGAAAGAGAGUGUGAAGCAAGCGAGCGAGUGUGUGAGAUGGAGGGAGGGAGGGAGAGGGAGGAAAAGAGGGAGAGAGGGUGGGAGAGAGAAAAAAGAAAGGGGGGUAAAGAUUUAAGGUAACAGUGCACUGAGGUGAAGUUCUUCCAAAGGCAAUAAGAGUUUUGAAAACUUGUGUGCACAACUGAAGACCAAGGGAAUAUUUUAGACUUUAACAAGCACAGAAAGGUAUGCUAGUGCAACACCCCCCCACACACUAGAAGUUAGGGUACACACACCAUACAAGUUACAGGUUCAGUCACUUCUAGACCUCUCCUGUAACAGCAAUGUGAAUAAUUUACUUUAGCACUCAAAGCCAAAGUUAUGAGACAUCUCAUUUCUGAAAUAUUGAUUUCAGAGCCCAGCAAGUUGCAUUGGAAAAUAGGCCUCAUUAAAAAUGCAGGAUAUCUGCCAUAUUAAUAUUGAUGUAUUAAUAAGAGUAUUCUCUCUCCCCGAGCAAGUCGAGAGAGUGCGCACUGGCUGAGAUGACUCAAUGACGCUCUAAAUCGGUGACAAUCGAAUUCGAAAUCACACAUCAGAUGCAGUCGCGCUCGCUAUUUCGUGCAUGGGUGACCAAAAUAUUGGCAGGGAGAAUGUGCGCUGGUAACAGUCCUCUUUCUUGUGCUGUGCUAAUAAUCGCUCAGUACAGAGCAUCAGACUGGUGCUUUCAGUAAGAGACCCACCCGAGAGUUGGCAUGUAGAUAUGGCACUUAUAAUUGUUCAUACAGUAGUCAAAUUGAUGACACACUAUGCAAAUGUGACCCCCUCCAAGAAGAUGACCAUUUUGUAGUAAGAGCACCUGUGUUUUCCUAUUGUAAACUCUGAUAUGGACUGUGUACUGUGUAUAUGUAAAUACUAAUCUUUUAAACGCAAUGAUGACAUUGUGAUAAUUGUGAAGGAGAGAGGGGAAAUGGUGUGGAAGAAGUGUAUCGGUUGCUGUCUUUAGAUUGCCAGAUUAUGUGUAGAAUUUGAACCAACUGAAACAAAUAUACAGGCUUAUGCCAUGUUGCAGAAUGGAUUUGAUCUUUUUCUUUGUGGGCCAGGGGAAACUGAAUGAAGACCAUUGUCAAACAAAACUCCAGUUUGCUGUUGAACUGUAAAGCAUUAGUAGUCUAGAGGGUGUGCUGAGAGACAUGACUUCUUUGGCUACAGUUAAGCUUAUCCAUCCAGUGGGCAAAACUAUCUAUUUACAAUCAAUAAGCUGUGACCAUUGCAUCUUUUUAUAUCCGUCAUUGCUGGAUCUGAUGCCAUUAUUCCCGAUGUUGUAAUCCAAUCUAAGACCAUUCCUCUGUCAGUACCUUCAAGGCAAAAUAAAAUUUCUC
Molecule: messenger RNA, 5871 nt
Organism: Alosa sapidissima (American shad)
Lineage: Eukaryota; Metazoa; Chordata; Actinopteri; Clupeiformes; Clupeidae
Product: cadherin-11-like
Exons: 14
Coding region: 396-4487 (1363 amino acids)
Biological process (GO): cell-cell junction assembly; cell morphogenesis; homophilic cell-cell adhesion
Cellular component (GO): adherens junction; catenin complex; plasma membrane
Molecular function (GO): cadherin binding; calcium ion binding
Source: RefSeq, a predicted model, not a curated record